This is a messenger RNA of Paramacrobiotus metropolitanus, 1126 nucleotides long. Its product is annotated as histone acetyltransferase p300-like. The transcript is spliced from 3 exons. Lineage: Eukaryota; Metazoa; Tardigrada; Eutardigrada; Parachela; Macrobiotidae. Gene Ontology annotation, biological process: regulation of DNA-templated transcription. Gene Ontology annotation, cellular component: histone acetyltransferase complex; nucleus. Gene Ontology annotation, molecular function: histone acetyltransferase activity; transcription coactivator activity. The coding region runs from base 356 to 856 and encodes 166 amino acids. The record is from RefSeq and is a predicted model, not a curated record.
UAACUGCAAUACUCGUACUUCUACGUACUAAUUUAUAAUAAACUUUUAAUUUUUGAGUAGGGUGUCCGCGUUUGCCUUUUUAUUCCUUAUUAUUGGGGUAGUUGUUGCUAAUCGAAGUACGACGGAAUCGAUUAAUUAAUCGUGAAAGCUUAUAAGGAGUUUUGUUUGGUACAUGGUGCCGUCACUGCUUAACCAAGGAAUUUCGGCCUGAUAAUAGCGUAACCGCCCACCAUUAUUGCACUGGCACCGACAAAAGCCACGCAACAUUGAUCGCGACGGGGACUUCCAACAUCGGUCAGAUUCCUUGCUACUAAAAGAUUAAUUUUCCGCAAACAAGGCAGCGCUGGAGCCGAACAUGUCAUCCCCGAUGAAAGAAGAAGCCCCCAGAGGCACCCCGAUUCCGGGAGCGGCGGAGGUGCCGUCCGGCAAUGCUGACCAAUGGAACAGGGCGCAGGACGCCUGUAUCAAGAGGAUGGAGCAGCUGGACUUGCAGGAUGCCGGAGAGGGUGGCCAUGCUGGUCCGCAUCCGACCAGCCUGGGGCACGGCGGCCAGGUCCCGGGCGGCGCCAGCAGUGCGCAGCAGAAUGUCCAAGGGCAAGGCUACGGGCCGGUUCAGCCGCAAGCGCCCGGACAGGCGCUGGCAGAUUUCGAAGCGAUGCUCCGGAGGCCUGCUCUGCCGUCGACGAAGCUGGUGCCGUACCAGCAGCUGGUGGAGGCGCUGCAGAGCCCGCCCAGUCCGGACCAGCAGCAGCGGGUGCGCAGUCUCAUGCAGAGCAAUCCCGAGCUCAUCACCGGCUUCCUCAAGAUGGCCCGGACGGAGGACCGCGCCCGGAGGGGAGGGCCGGCACCAUUGUAGCCCAUGUAUACUGCCCAUGUGCCAAUAAUACUAUCUAACACACAUUUGUAUCAUGUUCUACAUUGGCUGCAUAUUGUAUACGUUGUACACGCCGGCGUUGCAUAUUGUAUCCGUAAUGCUAAUAUAGAUAUCUAUAGACUAAUACUGUAGUUGCGCUAUCAGCAGGCUACAGUAUAUUCUUAUGAUAUUUUCACGAGCUAAUUUGUAUCGAACUGCUGCAAACGAGCGAUCGUAUAUGGGUGGCAUGUUGAUAUCAUUGGUAUUAAAAAA